Messenger RNA from Sesamum indicum (sesame), 2472 nucleotides. Its product is annotated as transmembrane 9 superfamily member 1. Gene Ontology annotation, biological process: protein localization to membrane. Gene Ontology annotation, cellular component: membrane. Lineage: Eukaryota; Viridiplantae; Streptophyta; Magnoliopsida; Lamiales; Pedaliaceae. The record is from RefSeq and is a predicted model, not a curated record.
ACACACAGUCACACUCGGUCUCGGUGUGAGCCAUAAACCCACAUUUCCACCUUUUCUUUCAUAUUGUCUUGUAGUUUCUGACAAUUCUCCUCGGAUCCAAAAUCUUCCAACGAUCGAAUGAAGACGUGAGAGUCUGAGACGAGGGGAGCGCCGGAGAGUCCAUUUCUCUUGAGAUCUGAAUUACAGUUGAAGGAAUCAAGAGACACAAAGAAGAAUUUCCCUUUUUUUCUUUUCUUCUUGACAUUUUCAUUCUUGUGGGAUUUCUUGAUUCAGAUCCGAGGACCUCAUUCCAUUCAGAACGAUGCGGUCCGCUGUCCGAUUUGUGUGCAUCUUCAUUUUCUUCUUCUUGUUCCUCGUCUCCUCCACUUUUGGCAAGUAUCAAGACGAUGAGUCGGUUACUUUAUGGGUAAACAAGGUUGGCCCAUAUAACAAUCCCCAAGAAACCUACAACUAUUACAGCCUCCCAUUUUGCCACCCACCUGGCAGUCCAGCUCACAAGUGGGGUGGCCUUGGUGAGGUUCUUGGAGGGAAUGAGCUUAUUGACAGCCAACUCGAAAUAAAAUUUAAGAGAGAUGUGGAGAGGACUACAAUCUGUGAAAUUGAACUGGAAGCAGCGAAGGUUAAACAGUUUAAGGAUGCAAUUGACAAUUCAUACUGGUUUGAAUUUUUUAUGGAUGAUUUGCCAUUGUGGGGUUUUGUUGGUGAGGUGCUUCCUGAUAGAGCCAAUGAUAAUAAGCAUGUACUUUGGACACACAAGAAUCUUGUCAUUAACUACAAUGGGAACCAAAUUAUUCAUGUAAAUCUUACUCAAGAAAAUCCUAAGACACUUGAAGAAGGGCGAGUGUUGGAUAUGACUUACUCUGUCAAAUGGGUUCCAACUAACAUUACGUUUGCACGCCGUUUCGAUGUUUAUCUGGACUACCCCUUUUUUGAGCACCAGAUUCACUGGUUCUCUGUCUUUAAUUCUUUCAUGAUGGUAAUCUUCCUUACUGGUUUGGUGUCUAUGAUAUUAAUGCGCACCCUCCGCAAUGACUAUGCUAAAUAUGCCCGAGAAGAUGAUGAUCUGGAGACUCUGGAACGGGAUGUGAAUGAAGAAUCUGGUUGGAAACUUGUCCAUGGUGAUGUGUUCCGGCCCUCUCAAAAUCUGGCUCUACUUUCGGCUGUUGUUGGAACUGGUGCUCAGCUAGCAACACUUGUUCUGCUUGUCAUCAUUUUAGCAAUUGUCGGAAUGUUGUACAUAGGGAGAGGAGCAAUUGUCACAACCUUCAUUGUCUGUUAUGCUUUUACAUCAUUUAUAGCUGGUUAUGUGAGUGGUGGCAUGUAUUCCCGGAACGGGGGUAAAUCGUGGAUAAAGUCAAUGAUCCUCACAGCAUCACUUUUCCCUUUCAUGUGCUUUGGUAUUGGCUUCAUCUUAAAUACGAUUGCCAUAUUUUAUGGUUCUCUGGCUGCCAUUCCCUUUGGUACGAUGGUGGUUGUUUUUAUCAUAUGGGCUUUUAUAUCUUUUCCACUGGCACUUCUUGGAACUGUUGUUGGAAGAAACUGGAGUGGUGCACCAAACAAUCCUUGCCGAGUGAAGACCAUCCCUCGUCCAAUUCCCGAGAAGAAAUGGUAUCUCACACCUUCUGUUAUCUCUCUAAUGGGAGGUCUGCUUCCUUUUGGAAGCAUUUUUAUCGAAAUGUAUUUUGUCUUCACUUCCUUCUGGAAUUACAAGGUUUACUAUGUGUACGGCUUCAUGCUACUUGUGUUUGUGAUUCUAAUCAUUGUCACCGUUUGUGUCACAAUUGUGGGGACAUAUUUCUUGCUGAAUGCUGAGAACUAUCACUGGCAAUGGACUUCAUUCUUCUCUGCUGCCUCCACUGCUCUUUAUGUCUACCUCUAUUCCAUAUAUUACUAUCAUGUCAAGACUAAGAUGUCAGGCUUUUUCCAAACCAGCUUUUACUUUGGAUACACUUUGAUGUUCUGUCUUGGUUUGGGAAUACUAUGUGGUGCUGUUGGGUACCUGGGCUCGAACUUGUUUGUCAGGAGAAUUUACAGAAACAUCAAAUGUGACUGAGUUCCAGAAGAUACGAGGUGCUUUGAUUUGGUUUUGAAUGAAGUAAUGCCAAUCUGGAGGGAAGGAACAACCAGCUCUUGAGCCUCCAAAAGUACAGGAUCUCUUUGCGGCCAUGGCAUGAGAGAUGUUGAAACUUGGCUGGAGGUUUGGAAUGUGAACCAGGAUACUCCACUUACCUUUACUCCUGUUUACAUCUGCUCAAGAACAUGCUGAGAAAUCUUUGUAGCCUGUAAAUUUUGUUGCAUAGGUAUUUGUUACCUCACUUUGUUUCAUUCAUAUAGGACCUGGCAAUAGUUGAUUUUUCUUCUGAAAUUCUGAACAAUUUUCUGCAAGAGUGCCGAAAAAUCUGUCUAGUAUCCGUUUCAAUUUUUUCCCAUGAAUUAAAUGAUCUUUAGACCAAAGAUACUGCUCUAUUCCAA